Vitis riparia (riverbank grape) is the source of this 2439-nucleotide messenger RNA. RefSeq names its product nicastrin. Gene Ontology annotation, cellular component: membrane. The transcript is spliced from 16 exons. Gene Ontology annotation, biological process: protein processing. The record is from RefSeq and is a predicted model, not a curated record. The coding region runs from base 134 to 2149 and encodes 671 amino acids. Lineage: Eukaryota; Viridiplantae; Streptophyta; Magnoliopsida; Vitales; Vitaceae.
GUCAGUCAACCAUUCAGAAACCGGGAGAGAAUAAGGAGAGGGGUUUACUCUUCUCGGUUCUUCGAGCUAGAACUAGAACGUGCCCGCCAUGGUUUAGGGUUUCUGAGUUUCUGACAAUCUCUUCGUCUUCGCCAUGGAGUCCAACCUCAUCUACCUUCUUCUGCUCUUCUUCGUCGCUCAGCUUCAUCCUCCUCUCCUUGCUGAAGAAGCGAUGAGGUCUCUAGAGUCGGUUCCUGAUCUUGAGAAGUCAAUGUACAUGGUUGUUGAUGGAUAUCCUUGUGUUCGUUUACUCAACCUUUCUGGGGAGAUUGGUUGUUCAAAUCCGGGACGGGAAAAGGUUGUGGCUCCUAUUGUGAGAUUCAAGAAUGUGAAUGUGUUGGCACAGUCAUCUGCUAUUUUGGUGUCACUGGAUGAGAUUCAAAGUUUCUUUACAAGGCUAUCACAUGAUUCAAAUUUUGCAAGGAAUGUUGGUGGUGUUUUGGUUGAAUCAGGGAGUGCAAGCCAAAAUAAGUUAAAAGGAUUCUCUCCAGUUGAAAAGUUUCCACAAGCUGAAUUCGCUCCUUACCAAAGCAUCAAUUAUGAAUGGAAUCCAAUUGGAUCUGGUAUCAUGUGGAACACUUACAAUUUUCCUAUGUUCCUGCUUUCUCAGUCUAGCACAUUGACCCUGCAGGAGGCUGCCAUCAAAAAUGAGAAGAACAAGAAGGCUUAUACUGCAGAUGUUGCUGAGUUUGAUCUAGUGAUGCAAACAACAAAAUCUGGGACUCAUGAUUCAGAAUCUUGUCUGAAAGAAGAGACUUGUCUACCUUUAGGAGGAUACAGUGUUUGGUCGUCACUUCCCCCAAUAAAUGUUUCCUCCUCAGAUCAGUCAAAGCCUGUCAUAUUAACAGUGGCAUCUAUGGAUUCUGCUUCAUUUUUCCGUGACAAAAGCCUUGGUGCAGAUUCCCCUAUAUCUGGUCUAAUUUCAUUGAUGGCAGCUGUUGAUGCUCUUUCUCAUUUGGAUGGUUUAAAUGACCUCAGCAAGCAGCUUGUUUUCCUCGUUUUCACUGGAGAGGCCUGGGGCUAUCUUGGUAGCCGGAGAUUUUUGCUUGAACUUGAUCUACAUUCAGAUUUUGUCAAGGGAAUUGAUAGCACAUUGAUUGAGAUGGUCAUGGAAAUUGGAUCUGUUGGGAAGGGCUUUAGUCAAGGAGUAAAAACCUUUUUCGCUCAUGUUGCAGAGGUUUCAUCUGUUACAAAUGAAACAUUGAAUGCCUUACAGCAAGCUAAAGAUUCGCUUAAAUCUGAAAGCAUCAUGAUCUCAACGGCAAAUAGCUCAAAUCCUGGAAUACCUCCAUCAUCAUUGAUGUCAUUCUUGAGAAAGAACUCUUCGACUUCUGGAAUUGUCUUAGAAGAUUUUGAUGCUACCUUUGCUAACCAGUUCUAUCACAGUCACCUUGAUGAUCUUUCAAAUGUCAAUUCUUCAGCGAUAGUGGCAGCUGCUUCCCUUGUUGCUCGUACUCUUUAUAUUCUUGCCAGUGAUGACAAGGACUUAAGCACUUCAGCUCUAAGUGCUAUCAAUGUGAAUGCCUCUCUGGUUGAAGCACUUUUGGGUUGUCUAUUGAACUGUGAUCCAGGUCUAUCCUGUGAUCUGGUGAAGAAAUAUAUUGCACCCCGCACAAACUGCCCUAGCAACUAUGUCGGCGUUCUUUUGGGGGAACCUUCCGCCACACUUUAUCCUGGAUAUGUGAGUGAUGUUUCUAGGUUUAUAUGGAACUUUCUUGCUGACAGAACAUCUAUUCCAAGGGAAAAUGCUACUUCUGCUUGUCCAAAAGACUGCAGCAAUGAGGGUGAAGUAUGCAUUGGAGAAGAAUUAGAUGGAAAGGGAGUUUGUGUUAUCUCCACAACCAGGUAUGUUCCAGCAUAUUCCACCCGGUUAAUGUUUGAAUCUGGAAUUUGGAAGGUAAUGCCCCUGAACUCCUCUAAUUCAAUGGGCACAGAGGACCCUGUUUGGACUGAAAGCAAUUGGGAUGCAAUUGGGCUGCGGGUCUAUACAGUACAGAAUGCAGCUUAUGACCGUCUUGUCCUACUGGGGGGUUUGGUUGUCACAGUCUUGGCUUACCUUGCAAUAGUAGUCGCCAGAGCCUUCAUCACAAAGGCCCUGAAACAGGAUUGACUGGUGGUUUUUUCUGGUAAAUUUUUUUUAAUCAUACUGAUAUGCAAUUGGUGGAAAUAUGAAGUUUUUGGGGUUGGGGGAGCCAAAAAUUGAUAAGAUUACUCCCAUGCAUCCAAAUGAACUGAUAGUAGUGCAAAAAUUUUCAAGGAUGUUACAUAAUUUGAGCUGCAUCCUUGAAUAUUCCUCUGGAUUUAAUAGGUAGUGAUAUUGAAGCUCAUGUUAUUAUUCCCUAAUGUAUUGACGAGAACAGAAAAGUGAAAUGAAAAGCUCACAUUUUCUUUGCUUCUUUC